This is a messenger RNA of Kuraishia capsulata CBS 1993, 540 nucleotides long. RefSeq lists its product as uncharacterized. The transcript has a single exon. NCBI's taxonomy places the organism in Eukaryota, Fungi, Ascomycota, Pichiomycetes, Pichiales, Pichiaceae. The record is from RefSeq and is a predicted model, not a curated record. Gene Ontology annotation, biological process: translation. Bases 1 to 540 code for a protein of 179 amino acids. Gene Ontology annotation, cellular component: cytosolic large ribosomal subunit; ribosome. Gene Ontology annotation, molecular function: RNA binding; structural constituent of ribosome.
AUGUCCAUCCAGUCUGCCAAGUCCCAAAAUGUCAUGCGUGAAUUGCGCAUUGAGAAGCUCGUUCUCAACAUCUGUGUCGGUGAGUCCGGUGACAGAUUGACCAGAGCCUCCAAGGUGUUGGAACAACUGUCUUCCCAGACCCCAGUUCAGUCCAAGGCCAGAUACACUGUCCGUUCGUUCGGUAUCAGAAGAAAUGAGAAGAUCGCUGUCCACGUGACUGUCAGAGGCCCAAAGGCUGACGAGAUCCUCGAGCGUGGUUUGAAGGUCAAGGAGUACCAAUUGUACGCCAAGAACUUCUCUGCCACCGGUAACUUCGGUUUCGGUAUCUCCGAGCACAUCGACUUGGGAAUCAAGUACGACCCAGCUAUCGGAAUUUACGGUAUGGACUUCUACGUCGUCAUGGGCAGACAAGGUUACAGAGUCUCCAGACGUAAGAGAUGUCAAUCUGCCGUUGGUAACAACCACAGAGUCACCAAGGAGGACACUAUCCAAUGGUUCAAGCAGAAGUACGAUGCUGAUGUUUUGGGAAAGAGCUCUUAA